GAAAUUAAGGCGGAUAAAAUCAACAGUAUGAAUUCCUCUGUAAUUUCAAGGAUGUCUCCACUGGUAAUGCAUAAUCCUAUCUUCACCGGUCCAUGCGAAAAUUUAUCGAUCGAUGACGACUUUGUAGCCUUACUCGGGCAAGAUUUUGGCAACUAUUUGCUCUCUCCAAGAACCAACUCCUCAUCAUGUUCAUCAGCUUUGAUUGAUAACAUCACUCCAAGCAACAACAUGAACUCGAACAACACUUUCUACACUUCCUUUAGUCUCGAACAACAUAAGAUGUUACGGCAAGCGCCAGACAGUUACUCCGGCUUCCCAAACAUGAUAAAUCAGGGAUGCAUGAUUAAUUAUCCUGCAGACCACAAUCCUUCACAAAAUAUCCAGCAGCUCCAGGUGCAAUUGAAUCUGGAAAAGGUUAGUGUAGGCCCUGAUAUUGUGAUGGCACAAGGGUCAAGUUCUGAAGGUGAUGUGGGAGUUAAGGCUGAGCCGACUAAGAAGAAAGGUCGAAUUCGGGGGCCAUCACAAAGCUACGACCACAUCAUAGCCGAGAGGAAGAGGCGCGAGCAGCUCAACCAGUUAUUUGUAGCACUUUCGGCCCUUGUGCCCGGUCUAAAGAAGAUGGACAAAAGCUCAGUCCUUGAGGACGCCAUCAAGUAUCUGAAACACCUCAAGGAGACGGUUCAAGACCUUGAGGCAAAAGCCGAGAAGCACGCGAUGGAAUCAGUCGUGCUCGUCAAGAAAUCUCAUAUUACGGUAGAGGACGAGCAGAGCCUCACCGUGGAGGAAAAACCGUUGCCCGAGAUCGAAGCCCGGUGGUGCGAGAACCUCGUGCUCCUCAAGGUGCAUUGCGAAAUGCAAAAGGGCGUGCUCGUCAAGUUAGUGAGUAAGAUCGAGAGCAUGAAUAUGAUCGUCAUCAACACUAAUGCCACGCCGUUCGGGAACGUGACCCUCAACAUCACCAUUGUCGCCGAGAUGGAGAAAGAGUUCAAGUUUACGUUGAAAGAAGUCGUGACCGCCAUACGAGGAGUCGUCUAG
Molecule: messenger RNA, 1035 nt
Organism: Striga hermonthica
Lineage: Eukaryota; Viridiplantae; Streptophyta; Magnoliopsida; Lamiales; Orobanchaceae
Source: the annotation of a GenBank genome assembly